AUGGCGCUCGUCAAACGGAAUGACAAACCUCAAACGUUUUCGUGGAAUGUACGAGAUUCAAGAAAAACUCAACACAAACUUCCUGUAAUUGAAAAACCACCAGUUAUAGACUAUGACAAACUACAGGAAUUAUGCAGCAUCAAUGGAAUGAAGAACAGAGACAACAAUGAGACGUCAGAGGAAGCACAUCAAUUAUUCAUGGCCAACUACCACAAGAUGUUUGUCAAACCUCCCAAGAAGUUAGGCUUUCCAAUCCACGCUGAGAAAAGAAGUGCCAAUCGGGGUUCAACGUUGAGUGUGAGUCAUAAAGCUACAAGAAGUGAAUCACAUGAGAAGAAACCUGUUAAGAAGGAAGUAAAGACCCGCGCUGUGUCUCACAAUGUCAGUGAUUAUCUCCCCAUGUUCCACAAGGAGCGUAAGAGCGAGGACCCGUACGCUAUCAGAGUAGCAAACAUCAAGACCCUGCGGAGGAUUCUCAGGAAACUUCCCUUUGAGAGGACAGCAGCAGACAAUGACAGGGUGUUUUCUAUUCUGCGAACAUUUCCGUUCUUCGCCCAGUGCGUGCCCUUGAAUGUUCUGAAGGAGUUAUGUGUGGUCGCCCAGCUCGAGGUGUGGAAGGAGGAAAACUUCACAAUAUUCGGCAACUCCGGUCUGCACAUGGUGUUGAAGGGUUCUGUCCUGCCUUUGACGUCGCCUUAUCUUAACAUCCACUUCUCCCAGAUGGAGUUCCGCUCACCCACGCCAAUAGAAGAAGAGGUUGAUGAGAAGCUUGAAGUAGGUGAAUGUUUUGGCACCUUGGUGAAGAUUGAGGACAGAUCGGCCAACACCAAAGUGCUGAGUGUCAAUACAGAUGAAACCCCAGUUGAAUUAUUAAAGAUAUCUGUCUCUGACUACAACAGGGUCAUAGAGCAAAUCCGUCAGCGAGAGCACACGGAGAAACUGAAUGUCCUUCUGUCAGGGGAGCAGUAUGGGGUGUGGCCCCGCCAGCCUCUCAUACAAGUAGCUAACCUCAUCGAGUGGAUGACUUACCCGCCAAACACAGUGGUUGUGUCGGAGGGUUACAAGUCUCCAUUCAUCGGCUUUAUCAAAAGUGGGGAGUGCCAUGUGCUGCGACAGGUCGACGUCCUACAGACUCUCCGCAACCAUCAUGGACAGAAGGAACGGAAAACAAAACAGGUGGUCAUGGGAAGACUGAAGCCUUCGGAUUCAUUUGCUGAACUGAGCGUGCUUCUGGAUGAGCCAAUCACAUGCUCCAUUGUCACGGCAACAGAUAUUGAACUGGGCAUCAUCAAACCAGAGCGGAUAGCAGAACUUGAUGAAGUUACAGUACAGCUGUUCAAGCAGUCCAAUACAAGGACGUUUGGGGAUUUAACCAAGGGUGACAUUGAGGAGGAAUACAUUCAGCAGGAACUGAAGCGAGAGUGGAACGAGUUUAAACACAGCGUCGUCGUUGAUGUCAUCAACUCACGUGGCAUUAGACCAGGAUAUGGUCGCUGGACAAAAUGAAAGGCUCAAGUCUUGAGAUGAUAAGACAAACUAUAUGAAAUGUGAUACAAAUUGCUGCUAAUCUCAGAAAUAUCAGCUCUUUCACUGGAUAUUAGAAAGCUGACACCACAUCCUGUUGAAAGAAGGGCUCUGUGAAAUAUUGCACUGUGAUACAAAAUGAAAAAGUGUUGCACUGCUGUCUGUCAGAAGACCCAGGAAUAUAGUUUGUGGAAGCACAUUCUGGAAGAAGUAGCAAAAACAUAACUAUCUCAUUGUGAUAUCAUUGACAGUAGUCAUGGCCAGUUCAAAGAACACAAUUUUCGCAAAAGUUAAAUAUUUUACUCCAAUAUGUAACACUUUAGUCAGGUAGCCUAGUGGUUAAAGUGUCCACUUGUCACACCAAGACCCUGGUUUGAUUCCCCAGAUGGGUGCAAGGUGUGAAGCCCAUUUCUGGUGUCAUCCAUCAUGAAAUUGCUGGAAUAUUGCAAAGUGACGUAAAACUUACAAACCAACUUGUUAUCUGUGUCUCAACACGUUUCAAAC
Messenger RNA from Haliotis rubra (blacklip abalone), 2028 nucleotides. Its product is annotated as cyclic nucleotide-binding domain-containing protein 1-like. Lineage: Eukaryota; Metazoa; Mollusca; Gastropoda; Lepetellida; Haliotidae. The record is from RefSeq and is a predicted model, not a curated record.